CACACACACACACACACACACACACACACACAAGGACACACAGACACUCACACGCACACACAAAUCUGCCAUGCUUCUAAAGAGCAGCCGAGAUGAUCCUUGUGAAAACAGUCUUCUUCUCCUCUCUGGCCCUCAUUAACUGGCCCAGAUGAUUGUAUGACAAGCUCACUGUGGAAAGCUCUGACACAUCUUGCACGCUUUUCCUGUAGCAGGAGUCCACUUGAACCUCUCUAAGUUUAAGGACUUUCUCGAAAGCAAGCAUUUGUUGCCAGACUUUUAUGUGGUGUUUCUUCUGCAGAAAAUGCUUUGGUCAGUGCAAAGACAGUGGAGACGUGUGACCUCACCCUCUGGCUCGGAGGGGCUCUACCUCUAAUUGUUUAAUCCCUGAUGCAGCUUUGGGCACAUGAUGAAAUCCUGUCAUUGCCCCUGAGAGGGAAUAAAUGAUCACCUCGGCAAGACGAAUCACCAGAGACAAACCUGAAGUCCAAAUCUCCUUCAGCCUUGAUGAGUCCUCAGAGCUGACCGAUGCAGAGGAUCAAUUUCCAUCUUUCCCUGACCUUGAGCAACGGCUGCAGCCAGUGUUGCCAUGUCAGUCUCUAAAGGAGUCUGUCCAAGUCUACCGAGACCAUUGCAGAAUGGCGAAAGAGUUUCACCAGGUUAAAACAGAGAUCGCUCUGCUGGAAGACAGAAAAAGGGAGCUGAUAGCUGAACUGGCUGAGGAUGAGAAGGUGACGUUGGAGAUCGCUCGGCUGGAGGAAGAGUUUCGCCUUUUAACAGAGGAGAACCGUACCCUUGUCACCAUGUACACAGAGCGGACUCAGCAGCUUGCAAUUCUGCACACAGUCAAUCAGAAAAGGCCGGGUUCCUCGUGACACUUAGCCUUUUGUGUCAUAGUCCGAAUGAAUAUGCAUUGCAAAUGAAGAUUUUUUCUUUCCUUUUGAUCCUUCUUAUCAUUGUUCUUAACAUACAAUGUGCAUUUUACAUGUCAUCAUGAUGUUUGAAUCCACAACUGCAGUUCACAAUAGUGAGCAUUAUAUGCAGUAGUGUGAGGUCAAGAUCAGUACAGUGGAAAAGGGAGUAAGAAGAGCAAAUCUUUGAGAUAACUGUAUCAGGUUUGAAACUUUUUCACCUGCUAAAGAGGGAGAAUGAGUUACUAGCAUUUAUUGUUUGUAAUACAGAUCUUAAAAUUCUAGGCAACUGUUUAAGUAAAUAAAGGGUUUUAAUCUGGAUUUACAUGAAAAUGGGUAUAGUUAGUUGUGUUCUGAGAUGAUUAGUAGUAAAAAUUGUAAUGAGUUAAUACUGAUCUGUGCAAGAAGCACUUUUUGGGGUCUGUAAUGGAAAACCAAUAGAUCUGUUAUAUGGGCUUGGAUUUGAGGCUUGGACAUUGUGUGUGUGUGUGUGUGUGUGUGUGUGUGUGUGUGUG
Silurus meridionalis is the source of this 1423-nucleotide messenger RNA. RefSeq names its product map3k7 C-terminal like (gene map3k7cl). Lineage: Eukaryota; Metazoa; Chordata; Actinopteri; Siluriformes; Siluridae. The record is from RefSeq and is a predicted model, not a curated record. The coding region runs from base 441 to 872 and encodes 143 amino acids. The transcript is spliced from 7 exons. Gene Ontology annotation, cellular component: cytosol; nucleus.